GUCUUGAGUCUUGAGUCUCGAGUCGUGAGUCGUGAGUGUCAUCACAUCGCGUCACGCGCUUCGCCUUGUCCAUGCAGACGACGGCCGCGCGCGCGCGCGUCCCGCACUUGUGACUUGAGCAAACGCCUCAACCUCUUUGUGACACUGCGGCCAUUGCGAUUGCCCAAGCGCGCUGCUCCAACGGAUUCGAGCUCCCGGCUGCUGCGCGCAAGGGGAUCGAGGACAUCGCAUAUUCCAGGAUCAUCAGUCUACAUGAAGCAUCGACGGUAGCAGCCGCGCGAGACCCGACACUUGACCGAUGCAAGGCGUUGGGGGAAUCAGCAGCGUAGCAGCAAGACUUCUCGCCGCGUCGCUCGAUCAGCAUCACAUUCAAGAAUGGCUGCGCGCCCUCGUCUGUCAACGCGGAAACAUCGCCUGAUGCGAGAUGUCGAUCUCGCUCAGGAAGAAGCGCCGAUACGCAAGGGCAGUGCACACAGCGCACAACCGUCAUCGGAUGCUCAUUCCAGCUUGAGGAGCGCUACAACUCACGCUGGCAGUAGCAGCGCAUACAGACCAGCCUCGCUCAGCGAGUUCGCACCGCCACCUCCCUCCACCUCAUCCUCCACCCUGGUCUCCUCUCACGAUCCGAUUCAGACCGCCCACCACUCGCCUCCUGCAUCUGACCUCACGUCAUCCGAUAUCGAGACUUCACCCACCUUGGGACCCGUCAAGCGCAAACGAUCCUUUGGCUCUACGGCUAGAGCUUUCGAAGAUGCCUUGGAUCGAGCGACACUGACCGGCGAUCCUGGCAAAUCCGCUUCCAGCCCACUCUCGCCAAGACAAAACAGGUUCAAAUUCGUUCCGCAAGCUUGCCCGCAGGACGUCCGGUGCUCCAUCUCGGAAAUCGAAGCUGGUCUAUGCGCUUGUGCUAUUCCGGCCACAGACUCGGGCGAGGGCAGUUCCCCGAACAGCGCCAACGAGGGCCUGGCAGGCUCGCACGCUAGGAGGCGGAGCGCUUCGAGGAACGGAGCGGUCAGUGAGCUGACAGCGGUUGGAGAGGUGGAGCCUGCAUGGGAUGCUCGAGAGAGGAGGAGAGCUCGAGAAGCCGCACACGCCAGCCGCAUCGGUGCAACCUCGUCCACGCUGAGCUCCAGCGAAGAGAGCACAGAGCUGAGGGCUGAGGCCGAAAGCAGCCGCCCACGCAUGGGGAGCGUCGGGCUGGUCGACCCUGCUGGCGAGCAGAGCCGUCAUCGUUCCGGUGGUUUGCGACGUGCCCCGCUGUCUCCCCGGUACGUGCAGCACAUUCUCGAGAGAACUGAGCCGGCCUCUCUUUCUAGCCCGCGGGGUCUGAGCUCCCUGGCAAAUUUGCAACCGGAUGGACCAAUCCCGAGCCCUUUUAAGCGACGAUCCUCACCCGAUCCUGCUGCUCGGCCAGCCAACCGGCCUAGCUCAGUUACUGCAGCACCACCAAGUGUUAGGGCCUCUGCGAGCACUUCUAGGAAUGCAGAGGAAGACCUGAACCCGGAGACAACGAGCUUGGCUCGUCAGAGCAUCAGGUCGGUUUUUGAGCAUAUGCUGGAGCUGGAGGCGGAAGCGUACAAGUCGAGCCGAGCGAGGAGGGCCGAGAGAGAAAACAGCAACCGGGUCUUGUCGAGCGAGAGGCGGGCCGAAGCCACGAAACGCUCAUCUUCUGAGCACAUGCGCGAAGCGCCUAUAAGACCCGUGCCCACUUCCGCCCGGUCGCCAAGUCUAGUCUCAGCACGUAGUGCAAGCGCCUCGACAAGCAGAAUACCGCAAAGCUCUGCUCGAAGGAGAAGAACGGAUGAGGACAGGCUUCGGAACUUGAGCGGCACGCAGCUGGAUCUUUCGAACAUGCCUUUCGGGAGCCACUCAAAUGGGGCCUCGCGCAAUAGACUUGCUCAUCAGCGAGAAAGAUCUCUCGAAGCCGUGACAUCUGAACUAUCGCAGCCUAUCAAGCCAAGUCGGCAUGAUCCUAGCCCCUCCAAAUCCCAUGGGUAUGCCGCCAGACUACGCGCUGCACAAGCUGAUUUGAGCAAUGGGGAGCCGAGCGGGAGCCGGGAUGCGCAGGCGCAUCCGCCAAAGCCUUCAGGCUCGUCGAUACCCACAAAAGGCGUACCAUCAGGAGCAGAAUUUGUCGUUGACGAGUCACAAGCAGCGGAAAGGCGCACAACAUCUAGUCGUGCUCGCUCUGCUUCCACAGGGACUCCGCAUUCGGCGACAGGUGAGGGGGAGAAAGUAUCAUCGCACGAAAUGCGCACCUCACUAUUGAAACGAAGCAUAAGUGGAAGUGAAGUGCCCACCCAUUCUUCGGCUCCGUCCUCCUUUCCUGCUACAGCUCGUAUAAGCAACUCGUCCUCCAGAGUGCGAUCCUUGGCUGCCGGUGAAGAGUUCGGGAGAAGCGCGAGCGGCAAUGCCGAGGGUGAAGCAGACGCGACGGUCUCUUCACGCAGUCUCACUGUGGAACAGCUAGAGGAAGAAGCCGAAGAAGCGGAUUUCGCCAUGCCUCCUCUUCCCGCUGACGGUCGUAUUGAGACUGCAAGUCGACCUGUUCGUGGGCCUGAUCAGUCCCUGUACGGCCAGAGAGAGGCCGACGAAGAGAGCACGCCAGCAGCGCCCACUACGCCAACACUUCACGUCACUGCUCCAAGCGCUGGGCUAAUGCAAGACUUUGUUUUUCCAUCGCCUACCACAUCUGAUCACGGCACUAGUCCGUUGAUCGGCUCUGGCACGGGAAACAACUCGCCCAUCUCUGGAAGUCCAAGGAGGGGCCAUCGCCGAGGAAGGGGUAGUCCAACUAUUAGCAUAUCUUCGCGAGCACCUGCAGAUGCUCAAACGAGGGCGGAAGUGGGAAGAGCGCUUGGCAGCCCGUUGUUGGAGGUGCCGCAACAGUGGGAUCGCAGCAGCGACUCGGAGGCUGCUCGUGGUGAUGAGCGUGGGCAAGAUGGGCCCGGGCCGACAAGGAAGCUCGAUGAAGAGCCAGAGAACGCUUCCGAGUCUCUUGCAGGGCGACGAAGGACUGUGCGAUUCAGUCCUCAGCCAGAGGUACACGAAACCACCCCGCUCUCUUCUCCAGAGCAACCUCAAAGGAGAGGCGGGCCUGCUUCCGACUUUGAAGGCAGGUUCGAUCUUUCGUCGAAGAAUGCGGCACAGGACAGCAGUCCGCCUGUCGUUGAUCUUGAACCUGCUGCCAGGGCUGCUGAGCCUCAUGGCUUUGACUUAUUAGGACAUGACCCUCGCUUUCCCGGCAUGUACGAGUCUCCCCUCAAAGAAGCUGGACGCGGGAAUUCCUCGCAGGGCUUAGUGCGGUCACAACUCGCACAACAGACACCACCGACCCGCAAAAUCAGAUCUCCGCCACCUCCACUUGGCUCCCGGACCGCGCAGUCUCUCUUUCCGACCACUCCGCGUCCACCGGGUGCGUUCAAGAUGAGCGUAGGAUCAAGCAGUGUUGGUGCUGCCCACGGGAUCGUACAAAGCAAUCAAGAUGCAGGCGCUGCUCGAGAGCCCUCAUUACGACGUUCCAUUGAUCGAUCUCACUCUUUAUCCGCACUCGCCGAGGAAGAUGGUUCUCAGGAAGAAAUCGAUGACCUACAGCAGGACGUCGCAGCGGAUACCACACCAACUUCGGCGAUCAGCAACCCUCGCGAGUCAACGCCACCUAGACCUUCACGAGGGAUGAGCAUGUCGGUGAUCUCGUCUAUGGCGCGCAGCGCUGACGCGUCUAUUGCUUCGAUCGAAGCAAUUGCAGUGUCUUCCUCACGCGAUCUUUCUGCUGGAGAAGGAAAUACGGGCAGAAGCUUGCGAGAAGUCGCAGUCGAGGGUCUUGGAGCUACACUGGAGCAGCUUCAGCAGGUGCUCAAUGCAUCACUCGACGUGCCCAACAGGUCCCUCUUGGAGGCGCAGGUUGCUCAAGCACGCGCCAAAGUGCAAGAGCAACAGGAGGCGGAGGAGAAGGAAGCGAUCGGUGGAGACGACACAGCGGAAGAGAAGCUAGCCCUGGCACUGCGGAGACGUCAGAAGAGGGAAGAAGACGAAGCGGCGGAGAAGGCGGGAACGGAGCAGAUCGAGGCUCUUCGCAGUCGCCUGGGAAAGUACACGGAUAUCCUCGUCGCCACGCGCAACGAGUUCGGUGCCGUAUCGACGUUGGCGCCGGCUGCGACUACGUGGUUCGGCUUCAAAAAGCGGUCCGUCAUCAUGAUGCUGAGCGUGCACGUCGGACUCUACUAUGGACUGUUGUUGUUGAUCGACCAGAGCUACGAGUACCAUCUGCACGCCGCUAUCUACGACCCUUACUACACGGGUUUCUAUGCGACCGAAGCGUCAGCUUUCGUGCAGGAUGAAUCGGGAGUGUGGACGACGAUGGUCAUGGCUGCGAGCAGCGCCAUCUCUUCCCUUUCUUCCUUCACCCAACGAGCCGCACCCUCUCUCGUGCGUAACGCGCUCGGCCUCUGAGCGAUAGGUCUGAGCUGCACUGGUACAACUGACAGCCAGACCGCAAACGCUGACCAACAUUCGCAAACACUGCCUCGUCUUCGGUCGAUCUUCGCAUUCCCCAUCUACUCUUCUGGCGAGGGCUUGAACAUCUGAAUUUUGUCGGUCCAAGUGUAUUAUAUCACAUAUCGUCAAUCAAAGCACCAGCGUAAUCGCCUGAGCCAAUACCUCGGCGCAAUUAGAAUCUGUCAGCAGC
Molecule: messenger RNA, 4687 nt
Organism: Ceraceosorus guamensis
Lineage: Eukaryota; Fungi; Basidiomycota; Exobasidiomycetes; Ceraceosorales; Ceraceosoraceae
Exons: 2
Coding region: 376-4452 (1358 amino acids)
Source: RefSeq, a predicted model, not a curated record